This is a messenger RNA of Anisakis simplex (herring worm), 930 nucleotides long. The record is from the annotation of a GenBank genome assembly. Lineage: Eukaryota; Metazoa; Nematoda; Chromadorea; Rhabditida; Anisakidae.
AUGUAUUCGUACAUCACCAAGGAAUUACCAAAGCUCAUAAAUUCGACAUUUAAGGAAUGCGAUCAGCAGAGACAAGGCAUCUUCGGCCAUAGUAUGGGAGGACACGGCGCGAUUAUGAUUGCUUUGAGAAAUCCGACUUUAUUCCGAAGUAUUUCUGCAUUUGCACCCAUUUGUAAUCCGAGCAAGUGCCCUUGGGGUAAAAAGGCAUUUAGCGGAUACUUGGGCAGUGAUGAGAGCAAAUGGAAAGAAUAUGAUUCAGUUGAGAUUUUGAAAGAGUAUAAAGGAGACGCGAGGAAAAUACUGAUCGAUCAAGGGGAAGAAGACAACUUUUUGAAAGAUGGACAGUUGCUGCCGCAAAAUCUUGAAGCAGUUCAUUCUGAUAAGGUGAAAAUAGAAGUGCGAUAUCAGAAAGACUAUAAUCACUCGUAUUUUUUCAUUGCAACGUUCAUGGAGGAUCAUAUUCGUUUCCAUCACGAUAUUCUAACAGCAAUUUGAUCUUGUUUAGGGUUUCAUGAAUAUAAUGUGAUUGUAUUAGAUGAUAGUCGUAAGAUGCAUUGAACGUUUGUAACAUCUUUUGUUGUUUGCUGUAGUUUUCGUGUUUUCUGUGCAGCAAAGUUUUAGAUUACAUUCGGAAUUUUUUAAUUAAAAUCAGUUAAGGUGACAGGGUUUUGUGUUGUUGCUUUGUUGUAUGUUCGAAGUGAAGUUGAAUUAUAAUUCUGCUCUAUCGGGUCCGUUUGAACUCGUUCCAAUCGAACGUCAUCAGAAUACUUAAUGAAUUGUCUAAGAAUAUGUUUAGAAUGUGAAUUCAAAAUCAGUUUCAAUUGCUUCAUCACAUGGCUAACCUUUUUUUCUCGUUGAAAGCUCUUCCUCGUAUUUAACAUUGUAAGUUGUAAAUUUCAAACUUCGUAGUGGAAUAAAGUUUGGCAUCGU